AAGAAUGAUACCAAACCAUUACUUAAUACUCCUCAUUGGACAAUUUCUUCAAUUUAUGACUAUAAUAAUAAUAACAGAUAUUUAUUGCAGUUUAAUAGUAACAAUUCGGCAACAAAUGAAAUUAACAAUCCCAAUUCAGAUGAUUUAGUGUCUUCAGAUGGUUUGGUGUCUAUAGAUGGUUUGGUGUCUAUGGAUGGCUUGGUGUCUACCGGUAACGAAUAUAUUAAAUCUGAUAGCAAUAAUAAUUCUGGGUAUAAUAGUAAUAAUACUGAGUUAGUAUCCAAUAAUACUAAUGUUUUUGGUACUCAAAGAACUGAACAACUAACCAAUAACCCUGAAAUAAACAAUUCUAGGUCCAAUUCUAUAUCUAACUCUAUGUUUAACUCUAUACCUGAUUCUACAUCUAACUCUAUGCAUGAUUUUAUAUCUAACUCUGCUAUGUCUAAUUUUAUUCUUAAUAUAUCUAACUCUAUAUCGAAAAGUACUUUCAAAAAAAAUAAAAGCAAAACUUCUAAAAGCUCUACUAAAGGUUCUACCUCUUCAAAAGGUUCUUCUAAAAGCUCUUCUAAAGGUUCUUCCAAAGAAUCUUCUAGAAAAAAAGAUCAUCUGAAUGUUCUUACUAGUAAAUUCAAGUAUAUCAGUGAUGAAGGUAAAGAUGAAGAUUAUGUUGAGCAAUAA
Dentiscutata heterogama is the source of this 678-nucleotide messenger RNA. The record is from the annotation of a GenBank genome assembly. Lineage: Eukaryota; Fungi; Glomeromycota; Glomeromycetes; Diversisporales; Gigasporaceae.